AUGUUAAAAAGUUAAUCAACAGAACUAUUUGUCAGUCCUGAAGAAUUAUAAAGAAUCACAUUCUUUGCAACUCAGAAUCAAAGGAACAGUCAUAAACCAAACAUCUCAACUGUGAAAUAGGAAGAAUACACCUUUAAGCCUUCAAUCAAUAAGAAAUCUGCCAACAUCCAAAGAACAGUCGAUGAUCUCUUAAGAUGGAAUGAAAGGAAAUCAUAAAGAUUGUAACAGUGCUAUGAAGAUGCUACAUAAGAAUUGCAAUAAAAUGCCAACCGCUUAACACAUGAAGUUGACACCAAUUAGCCUAGUGUUUUCGAAAGAUUGUAUGUUGUAAGAAAAAGCAAUGAAACCAUUUAAUGUAAAUGUUCCCUUGCAAUUCAUUUAUAAAUAGAAACCACUAAGCGAAAUACAUCUGACUCACAUCCAUACUUCACUAAGAAUAUGUCCAACACACUCUAUUCUGAAUACAAAAAACAAAUGAGUGGCACCCCAGAAUAAUAAGAGAGCGAACAUCAACAAGUCCUAGAAUAAGAAGAGCCAACUCCUCAAAAAGCAUGUCUGCCCAACAGAUUCUAUUUUGAUCAAUCAGAACAUCAACAAAAUACUGAACCUGAACCUAAAGUCACUAUACCAUAGCAUAUGUUUGUAGAUUUCAGAUAACAAAUCAAAUAGAUCAACGAAGAACCUGAACCAGUUCCUUCCAAAAAGCCAAUGAAUAAGAAGGAGAUAGAUCUCAUGGUAGAGAGAAUGAAUAAUUGGCUAUCAAAAAGAAAUUAUAAGAUCUAAGAACAAUAGGAUAGACAAAUGCAGAAUGAAUCCAACGAAUGUACUUUCUAUCCAAAACUUAGCUGCACAAAGCAAACUAAGGCAUAGCAAUCAAUUCAAAAUUCUCAAAGAGUUUCAUAAUAAUCCUCAUAUUCCAAUUUAUUCAGAAGCAAGAACAAUUGA
This is a messenger RNA of Paramecium tetraurelia, 945 nucleotides long. RefSeq lists its product as uncharacterized. NCBI's taxonomy places the organism in Eukaryota, Ciliophora, Oligohymenophorea, Peniculida, Parameciidae. The transcript is spliced from 5 exons. The record is from RefSeq and is a predicted model, not a curated record.